UGACGGAGGGAAUCAAAAGAAUGUACAAAAGUUGUUGAAUUCAAUUGCAGGGCCCAAUGGUAGUGGGUCACACUUUUUGAUUUAUGGAAAGCCAAAGAAAUGGCAAGUUGAAUGGUCAAAAAGUAAGUGCCAAAACCCGUCAUGAGACUUUUACACACUGGACACUAACCAAUUAAUUAACAUCUAACCAGGCUUUAUUAAUUAUUAUUAGUCCUGUAAAUCCUUCUCCUUUGCCAACAGAUUUGUCCUGUAAAUCACUGAUUAUAAUUUGGUCAAUUUGGAAACCAAUCUUAAUUAAUGAGAAAUUAAUUCAUCUUAAAAUCCCGGAAAGAAGAAAGAAACCGACAAAAAUCGUCCAAAAUGAUUUGUGCCCGUCCUUUGACCGCCUGCCACCUGGCCAUUCCUGCAUCCCACAUCAUUGCACCGCCCAGUCCCCAGCCAAAAGAAAGCGGGAAAGAAACAAAACAGAAAACGGAAGAAAAAUAAUAAUAAAAAGCCGAGAAAAAAAAUUGAAAUUGAAAAAAAAAAAUUAACAUGAAAUGAAAAGGCGGAAAAAAGAGGGAAAAAUAAAAAAUAAAAGAAAACAGAGGGAGAGAAGAGAGAGAGAGAGGAAGGCGAUGAAUUGAUGCCAUUAUACGCUUAACUUUCCUCCACCACCACCAUCAACGUCUAUGGAUCUAUCGUCUCCUCCUCCUCCCUCUCUUUCUCUCUCCGCUGUCUGAUCGCCGCCCACUCCUCGAUUUCCUUCCCCCCUCGUCGCCGGUUCCGCCACCGCCUCCCUUCUCCCCGGAGAUCGUUGCCCGCCUUCAUCGGUAUGUCCUUGGAGCUCCCUCCGAUUCACCACUCUCUCUCUCUCCGUUUCUCUUCCUUUGACUUUUGUCCUUCCGUUCCUCCUCCGUCCUCUCCCUCUCUCUCUUCCCUCUCUCCCCGGUCGGUGUUUAAGGGGUUUAGAUCGGCUUUUAGAUGGACAGAUCUUGUUGGCGAUUGAUUCUCUCGUUCCUUUCCUUCAUGGGUGUGGCCUGCUCAUCCUGUGCUUGCUGCUACACGAAAUACCUUCCCGUUGUUCAAUUCGUUUCUCUAAGCCUCCGUUUCUCAAGUUGAUGUGUUUUAUGGCUGUGUGUUUCGUGGUUGUCUGCAGAUCUCUCGUGUAUUUCCUUCUUUUUGUGGCGUCUGUAUCGGCUUCGCCGGCGAUUUGGUUUAGCCGGGUCAAAGGUGGAAUAGUGAUUUUUUUUUGGGAACAAUUAGGGGUUGCUAAACCAAUCGUUGGACCUUUUUUUUUAAGAGAUGGAAUUCCAUACUUAACAUAUGAUAGGUUCAUGGAGUUUCUAUGGAAAUUAAUGCCCUUGCUAAUUUGUGUGUUUUCUGCUCUCAGAGAAGAGGGGGUUUUUUUUUUUUUGAAAUGUUUCUUGAGACUUGAGAGGUGUAUGGAUUGGGUCAGUCAGGUGUGUUAGGGUACACAAGUUUUCCAAGCUCGUUUUUGCUAAUGCUUUUGAUGUUAUGGCAGGUGAUGCUAUGUCCUGUUGAAGGGGAACUGUAAGCGCAAAUCAAAGGACAUUGUUCUCAGGGUGUCCAACCGAUGGCUUCUGUGGGUAUUGCACCUACCUCUGGUUUGAGAGAAGCUACUACUCAUAACGCAGCAGGUGUUGACAGGUUACCUGAAGAGAUGAAUGACAUGAAGAUUAGAGAUGAUAAAGAGAUGGAAGCAACGGUGGUUGAUGGAAAUGGAACAGAAACUGGUCAUAUCAUUGUUACAACAAUUGGUGGUAGAAAUGGGCAGCCAAAGCAGACUAUAAGCUACAUGGCAGAGCGUGUCGUAGGCCAUGGAUCUUUUGGGGUGGUUUUCCAGGCAAAAUGCUUGGAGAAUGGAGAAACUGUUGCAAUAAAGAAGGUUCUUCAAGAUAAGAGGUACAAGAACCGUGAGUUGCAAACCAUGCGCCUGCUUGACCAUCCCAAUGUGGUCGCUUUGAAGCAUUGCUUCUUCUCAACUACGGAAAAGGAUGAACUUUACCUCAAUCUGGUUCUUGAGUAUGUCCCUGAAACUGUGCACCGUGUGAUCAAACACUACAACAAGCUAACUCAGAGGAUGCCGUUGAUCUAUGUGAAACUUUAUGCAUACCAGAUAUUCAGGGCAUUGUCAUACAUUCAUCGUACUAUGGGAGUGUGCCAUCGAGACAUUAAACCCCAAAAUCUUUUGGUAAAUCCACACACACAUCAGGUUAAGUUGUGUGAUUUUGGCAGUGCAAAGGUCUUGGUGAAAGGGGAACCAAAUAUAGCUUAUAUUUGCUCAAGAUAUUAUAGAGCGCCUGAGCUUAUAUUUGGAGCGACUGAAUACACUACAGCUAUUGACAUUUGGUCAGCCGGUUGUGUUGUUGCUGAGCUGCUACUUGGACAGCCUCUAUUUCCUGGCGAGAGUGGAGUUGACCAGCUUGUAGAGAUAAUCAAGGUGUUGGGUACUCCAACUAGAGAAGAGAUCAAGUGUAUGAACCCAAACUAUACGGAAUACAAGUUCCCUCAGAUCAAGGCUCACCCGUGGCACAAGGUAUUCCACAAGCGCAUGCCUCCAGAGGCAGUUGAUCUUGUCUCAAGACUCCUGCAAUACUCCCCCAACCUACGAUGCACAGCUCUGGACGCCAUGACACACCCGUUCUUCGAUGAGUUACGUGACCCAAACACACGCUUGCCAAAUGGACGAUUCCUUCCACCGCUAUUUAACUUUAAAGCUCAUGAGAUGAAGGGGGUGCCCGUGGAGACUUUAGUUAAGUUGAUACCAGAGCAUGCGAGGAAGCAGUGUCCGUUUCUCGGAUUAUGAUCUCUGGACUGUAACAAAGGCUCAGCAGGUGUUUCCUGGAUUGUGACGCGUGAUGUGCGCUACCUACAUUGUCACACGAUUGGACAAUCGUCUUAAUCAUCAUCGUCAUCAUCUUAUUAUAUAAUGAUGUUAAAAUUUGUUUCUCUGUUGUGGGUUCGUUUGAUAUAAUUUUUGUUGUUAAGAGAAGGAAAAAGAACAACAGAUUUAGUGAAUUACCUGCUUUUAAUGUCUGUGCAAACCCGAUGACAACCCCCUCAGCGUCUUAUUCUUCUACAACCUGAUGUAUUCUGACUCUGUUUCUUGUGUCUCGUCGUGUGUCAUAAGUAAUUUGUAACAAAGCUUACUGUAGUGAACUUAAAGGACGGAUGGACGAAUCUCAUUUGUUAUCUUCUUCAGUGUAAUGUAACUUUUGCUUUCAUGGGUAAAGGGGGGUAAAAACAGGGAUGAAUGGAACUAUGAGCACUUGUGUGUGGUUUGAUCGUUCUGGUUUUCACAUUGUUGUUGCGGUGUAGGAAUUUUGAUUGACAAGCUUAUUGGUAUGAUUUGGUCGGUUUUGUUUAAGAUAUUUUGUUCUAAUUUAAUUUGAAUGGACUGAUCAUUGUCUCCUGUUUUCCAUUAGUCAUUAAUAUUGCUACUGUGACUGUCAUCUACAUUCUGAUCGGCCUUCAGCUUAAUGGUCCAUGGUAGCCUGUAGGUGUUUCUGAUAUCGACCCUCUGCUUAAUAAAACUAUUGCCUACAUCCUAAUUUGUUCGUACCUGGAUCGUACUAGGCGGUUUUGCGAGAUUUUACUGGCUUCGAGCGGCUUUCGAUCGUCAGAGGCGGUCUCCGAAACCCUACAAGAAAGGUCCUCAAGAGGGAAUCCUGGAACCUUCUCCGAUGUCAAAGUUAGAGAGCGAAGUGAAUGAGUUGUGAAUAAGGGAGAGAAUGAAGU
Linum trigynum is the source of this 3741-nucleotide messenger RNA. Lineage: Eukaryota; Viridiplantae; Streptophyta; Magnoliopsida; Malpighiales; Linaceae. The record is from the annotation of a GenBank genome assembly.